Orbilia oligospora ATCC 24927 is the source of this 1494-nucleotide messenger RNA. RefSeq lists its product as uncharacterized. Gene Ontology annotation, biological process: fungal-type cell wall biogenesis; carbohydrate catabolic process. The transcript is spliced from 10 exons. The record is from RefSeq and is a predicted model, not a curated record. Bases 1 to 1494 code for a protein of 497 amino acids. Lineage: Eukaryota; Fungi; Ascomycota; Orbiliomycetes; Orbiliales; Orbiliaceae. Gene Ontology annotation, molecular function: mannan endo-1,6-alpha-mannosidase activity.
AUGAGGUUCACAACCUCCAUCCUACCUACACUAUCACUACUACUACUACAAACCACCAAAGCAAUCGAUCUAGACAUCGACUCCUUCCCCUCGAUAAAAGAAGCAGCAGCACAGGUAGCUAAAGACCUCGCAAGCGAAUUUUGGGAUCCUACAUCGUAUUCUGGGGUCCCCAAUGGGUUGGGACAAUAUGCUUGGUGGCAGCAUGGUGCGAUUUUGGGGGCUUAUGUCGAUUAUUGGCACUUGACUGGGGAUGAUACGUAUAACAGCAAUGUUACUGUCGGCUGGUUGAAAGGAGUAUCACCGAGUUUGGAUCUAUUACCUAAAGAGCAUGCCUUUGAUAUAGGAAACGACGAUCAGGGGUUUUGGUCAAUAAUGAGUAUGGAUGCUGUCGAGAGGGUGUUUCCCGAAACAGAUGAGCAGAAGAAGAUGGGAGCUGGGUUUUUGGAGAUUACACAAACGGUCCAUAAUACACAAGACGCGAGAUGGGAUAAUACAACCUGCGGCGGAGGUCUACGCUGGCAGAUCGUUACUAUCAAAGGUGGAUAUUUUUACAAAAACACCAUUUCGAACGGUUUAUACUUCCAACAAAGCGCCCGACUGGCCAAAUACACCGGAAACACCAGCUAUGCAGACGCAGCCGAAAUGUCAUACAAAUGGAUGCGAGAAUCAAAUCUUAUCCAAGAUGACUAUUGGAUCAAUGACGGACUCGAUGUAAACGAAUGUACCAAACUUACGACGAAAAGGUGGACGUAUAAUUAUGGAACCAUCAUGGCUGGGUGUGCUGCGAUGUAUAAUUUUACAACGGGGAGUAAGAGGGCUUAUUGGAAACAAGAACUUGAUAACGUCUUAAACUCAACAUACGCAACUUUCAUCGACGCCGAAACAGGAGCACUCAAGGAGAUUCAAUGUCAAGAAAGUAAGACUUGUGAUAUGGAUCAACGUAGUUUUAAAGCUUAUCUCGUCAGAUGGAUGGGAUACACCGCCCAAGUAGCCCCAUACACCUACGACACCAUCAUGAUGCACCUCCGCAAAAACGCCGCACUAGCAGCCGCAACCUGCAUCGGCGAACCCCGCGGGACAGCCUGCGGUCAAAAAUGGAACGUCGGCGCACAAUGGGACGGCUAUCACGGUCUAGGCGAACAAAUCAACGCCAUGGAAGUAAUCCAAAACAUCAUCCCCUACGUCCGACCGAACAUCGGUCUUAUAUUUAACAGUAACAACGGAGGGACAUCGAGAUCAAACCCUGGCGGGAAAGGAAAUACGAAAACGAUGAGGAAUUGGAGGUUGAUUUUGGCGGCGGAGUAUGCGAAGCAUGCGUUGAGGAACUAUGAGAUUAAGGCGGCGGAUAGGUUUGGAGGUGCGAUACUUACGUUGUUGACUUUGGGGCUUUUGGCGGGGAUGGUGGUGUUUGUUGUUACUGAGCCUGAGGUGGAGGAGAAGAGUGAGGAGAAGAAGAGUGAGGAGAGGCCUCAGCCUAGGUCUGUCGUGGAGUGA